[Torrubiella] hemipterigena is the source of this 6624-nucleotide messenger RNA. The record is from the annotation of a GenBank genome assembly. NCBI's taxonomy places the organism in Eukaryota, Fungi, Ascomycota, Sordariomycetes, Hypocreales, Clavicipitaceae.
CGCCAAACGAAAAAAAAUAUUAGACAGACUGCAAAAAGCGGCAGAAAAAAAAAGAGUCUCGAGACUGUCCACCGCCCAACGAAGACAACUUUAACAUCUACAAUUCUGCAACAGUCAACCCGAUUACAGUGCAGAUUGUCCAUCAUCAUGGCUCCGGCAGCGUCUGGGUCUGCCAAAUUGGCAAAGAAGCAGAAUCUGCUUGACGACAGCGACUCCGACUCCGACAAUGGCGGCGCCGAGGUUGGCUUCAAGGUGAACCAAGAGUUUGCACAGCGAUUCGAACACAAUAAGAAGCGCGAAGAGAGACAAAGACUGGAGGAAAAGUUUAAGAGGGAGGGCGACGAUGACGAAGACUCUUCCUCCGACGAAGAGGAAGACGAGAACGGUUUCCUAGCUACAGAAGACCUCGAUGCACAAAUCUCUGCCACUCUGCAGGCUAUUCGAAGCAAGGACCCGCGAGUAUACGACGAAAACACCACCUUUUACAAGCCCGAUGACGAAGCAGCACCGGCCGAAAAGGGAGAAAAGGCGGAAAAGCCAAUCUUUCUCAAGGACUACCACAGAGACCGCUUCAUGAAGGGUGAUAUUGGCGCUUCCGACGACGAAGAGGAAGAAACCCCCCAAACAUAUGCCCAAGAGCAAGAAGAUUUGAAAAAGUCCAUCAUGUCCGAGAUCAACAAGGCUGGUGAGGACGAAGACUCCGGUUCCGAAGACGACUUCUUGAAGCCAAAGGAGGCCGUCCGAGCAAAGGUCUCCAAGGAGACUGGUGCACACGCUGUCCACCCUUCAAGAGCUGCCGGCCUCAAGGUCUCCGAGCUUGAUGUUGAAAACGCGGACCGUGACCCAGAGACCUAUCUGUCCAACUUCAUGGCCUCGAGAGCGUGGGUUGAGGAAGGCGAGUCCAAAUGGAAGGCCUUUGACUCGGAAGACGAGGACGAGGCAGAACGUGCUGAGGAGUGGGAGCAAGCAUACAACCUGCGCUUCGAAGACCCCGAAAAGAGCAACGAAGUCCUCCGCUCAUAUGCCCGUGACCUGGCCAACUCGAAAUCCGUGCGUCGCGACGAAAAGAGCGGCCGUAAGCGCAAGAGAGAGGAAGAGCGAGAGCGCAAGGACGAAGAGCGCCGCGAGCGCCAAGAAGAGAAGGCCCGCCUCCGCAAGCUCAAGCUCGAGGAGACAGAAAAGCGCCUGCAAAAGAUCAAGCAGGCCGCCGGUGCUGUGGGCAAGGAGCUGACCAACCAGGACUGGCUCAAGUUCCUAGACGAUGCAUGGGAGGACGACGCCUGGGAGGAGGAGAUGCAGAAGCGCUUCGGCGAGGAAUACUACGCCAUGGACGACGACGACGCCGCCGCCAACUCUGACGAGGACGUCGACAUGGACAGCAAGAAGAAGAGCAAGGUCAAGAAGCCCAAGUGGGACGACGACAUUGACAUCAACGACCUCGUGCCCGACUUUGAAGCCGACGCCAAGGAGAAGUUUAGCCUGAGCGACGACGAGGACGACGCCGAGCCUGCCGAGGACAACGCUGAUGAUGAUGAAGAGGCCGGCCCAUCCGCCAAGAAGAUCAAGCCAGCCGACCGUAAGCGCGCACGCCUCGACUCGCAAAAACAGGCCCGCAAGGAGCGCGCACAGCUCGAGGCCCUCGUCGACUCCAAGAUGAACAUGGACGUCGACGUGCCCUCGGGCCACCAAGUCUUCCGAUACCGCGAGACAUCACCACAGUCAUUCGGCAUGACGGCGCGCGAUAUCUUGCUGGCCCCUUCGGACCAGGUCCUCAAUGAGUUUGCGGGCCUCAAGAAGUUCGCGACGUUCCGCGACGAGGAGAAGAAGCGCAAGGACAAGAAGCGUCUGGGCAAGAAGGCGCGAUUGCGAGAGUGGCGCCGCGGCGUGUUUGGCGAGGAGUACGAGCAUGAUGGGCCGACGUACGGGUUUGAGAAGUUUGCCGGCGCGGAGAGGGGCGUUGAUGAGGAGGCCCCGAAGCCUGCGGUGGACGAGGAGGGCAAUAUCGUUGAAGGAGGCAAGAAAAAGCGCAGACGGUCGAAGAAGAAGAGUGCUGCUGCGGCAUGAAAAGAAAAAGUUACUACUUACUAAAGGCGUAUGUGUAUAUAGAUGAGGAGCAUUGUUUUUUUUGUAGUUUGCUGUACAAUCACGAAACUUUCUUAUAUUGGCUUUUGUGUUGUUACUAUUGCAAGUAUACACGAGUGAGGAGAUUCAGGAUGUGAUAAAAUGUAGAAUAUAUAUAUAAAAGUAGAAGGGUAUACACGCUAGAGCUACUCCCAACUGCCUAGGUCGUCAGGCGCGGUCAUAGAGAUAAAAAGGUAAAAACACAGAGCUGCUGGUCCGCCAAAAGAAACAAAUCUCCAAAAAGAACACCGGUGCUCCCACCAUCGAACCAAGGAAUAAAACAAACACCACACAAUGGGGGGCAAUGGCCAGGCCAUGCCGAAACGGAGAGAGUAUAACGCAACAAAAAGAUCUUGGAAAAACAAAAAGAGGAUGUACAAGUAGAAGAAGAAGAAAGCUCUAGAAGACCCGGAUUUUCUAGAUGAGAGGAAUGUAAAAUGACGAAUUUCGUCUACUACAUGUUGGGGAAGCGGGCAGGGACAGUCAUGUUCUGGCCCUGCGUGGACGGCUGGGCAUUCAUAAACAUGGAGUCAAAGGGAUCCAUGUUGCUUGCGCUACUCAUCAUCAUGUCCUGGCUGCCCAUGUCGCCGGCCUCGACGUCGUACGGAAUGAACCAGGUCGAGGCGUCGCCGGCGCCGGCGCCAGCGGCACCUGUGUUGUACAUGUUUGGAUUGACGACUUGCUGCUGCUGGCCGUUGGCGCCGGGCGUCAUGACCGAGUUGGGCUGGCGUGCCCACGUAGGGCUCGAGUCCAUGUUGGGAGUCAUGCUGCCGGUGGCCGCCAUGGUAUACAUGGCCUGUUGUUGCGCGGCAAUGGACGCCGCAUCCUGGUUGUUCAUCGGCAGCGGGAUCACAUCGGUGAAGUAGUUGAGGUUGGGAGUCACUUGCGUCUGGUACUGCGGGAUUGUCGGCGACAUAGCCAUGAACGAGUUUGUCUGCGGGCCCAUGGUCGGGUUGUUGAACAGCUGCGAGUUUUGCGGUGUCGACAGCUUCUGCGGGCCUUGAGGCGACGAGAAGCGGCGAGCUGCAGCGGCGGCGUUGAGAGCAGAAGGCUGAUUCUGGGUCGUUACAACUUGUUCCGAGGCGCGGCGCUUGAGCUGAAGUUGCUGCUGCUGCUGCUGGUCGGCGCUCGCCUUGACAUCGUUUUGCUGAGCAGAUGCUUGUUUCUUAGUAGCGGUUGAGGCCUUGCGCUUGGGGGCUGGCUUGUUGGCAAUUUCGCUGGAGUUGGGAGCCACAGGUGACAGGGUGCUGAAAAAGUCCUCGACUGACUGCAGCUCGGACUUGAGUUCGAGAACACCAUCUUCGCCCUUGUUGUGCUUGCGUCCUACACUGGGGUCCAUCAUGUCAGAGUCGGCUAUACCGUAAGGGUACUGCUGGAACCAGUCGCCGUACUGCAGAAGUGGUGGGAUAGGGCCUGCGGCGCCGGCUGAUCCUUUGCGCGCCACGUCAUGGCUCGUCUUGUACUGGCGGCGAAUAUCCUCGACCAUCCAGUGGAACAUGCCCCAGUGGCGCAUCAGGCGACGCAUGUACUUGACGUUAAUGGAGCAGUUGGCCUCGGCCGUUGUCUUGAGUUGUGGGCUAGCAGAUGCCAUUGCUAGAAGUUGCACUGAUGUCGAUGUGAAGGCGCUGUAUCCGGCAAAUGCGGCGUUGACGGGGAUCUGACCCUCAUCACCUUCUCGUAGCACCUGGGAUAUGCGGCUAGCCGCAGCAAAUGUUCGCGCACUAGUUUUGGCUAGGAAUUCCUUGGGUGCAUCUUGAACGCCGCUUGCUUGCAGAGCAGAGGCGCAGCCUUGGUUGAGAAAGACAGUGAUGAGGGGGAUGGUGGUAUGGAGCAGCAGAUACUGAGGAGCUGUCUUUUCCGUCACAUGUACAUCGAGGUUGUCCUUGGACCAUUGGUACUGAGCUGGCAGUCGCUGAACCAUCUCCUCGUUCUCACGAAUGAGCGCUGAAAAUCGCGACUUCUCGCUCCAUGCAGGUUCGGGAUCGGAUGCGCGGCCGCCGCCGUUGACGUAUGCUAGAGCGCGGCCCCAGCCAGCAACAGCGCGGACCAUGUAGGCAGCAAUGCCGAGAUUGCUGGCCGUGUCACCAGCGUUGGCCGAUCCUGUAGCAGUAGGUUCGGGUGCCGGUCUGCCGUCGAGGUAUUCUGAGUGGAUGGGCAUGUCAAACUCGAAGAAGCGUUCGUUGACGGGUAGGGGAACCUCGAUGGAUUCUUCAUUGAUAAAUGCAGGUCGCUCAAUGGUGCUGGAAGUGAAGCGGUCGAGUAAGAAGCAAGCCCACAUGGUCCGGCGGCGGAUCUCACGAUCGAUAAAGCUAAGCUUGACUUUUUGGUCUCCAGACGCAAGCGGAUCAUAUUCUAGGUUUUUGUGCAGCUGCAGAGCAUAGGCCAUGCGGAUAGCCUGGCCACCGAGGGCCCAGCUACGUCCGCCGUGGCAUGUUCCAAAUUCGUUGACGGCGAGGAGGAUGAGACAGGUGAGAACGGUGAGAUUGGGCCAUUCAUAUCGUUUUGUGCAGAUCUCGCGGGCAUGCGACGCCCAUUCUUCUCCCCGCAAAAACGGACGUGCGUUGGUGGCUAACUUUGGACUUGUGGAGAAUCGAGCCGCUACGGCGCAGACGGAUAAGACAAGGACGGGCGGGAGGGUAUUAUUUCUGUUGAUGGUUAGCACGGAUAACGAACACGUUUGAGACUGAGAAUCGCUGGUAAAAGGCUGCGCGCGAGUGACGUGAAGGAGUUUCCCCGCACAAAGAGAAACGAACGGAGAAGUACACACGUGCGCAACAAAUAAUCAAAAUCUAAUGGCAUGACUCACUUUAACUUGCGCAUAUAGCUGGGCUUGUGCAAGAGGUAGUAUGGCUGCCCGUAUAUGUUGUCGAAGAAGACCUCGGAGAGAUGUUCUUGAAUGUCUCGAGGUGGUAAGGCUUCGGCACCCUCUUUGGCUAAGCUGUCAUCGUCACUGUUGCGCUCUUCUGAUGACGGCUUGGCGGAAGCAUCUUUUCCGUUGGCUGGGCCAUUAAUCCAUGUAUCGAGGCCUUGGUCAAAGGCCUCAUCGGCUCUCCGCUUCUUUGCGCCUUUUGAGGCGGCGGUUCCCGGGAUAGCGGGCUUUACGACGGCGCGUGUAACAGUGGGCGUGGUUGCAUUGGGAUCCUGUUCAGCCUUGGGGACGAUUUUGAUGAUGCGUUCUUCCAUUCGCUUGAGGCGCUUGUCGAGCAUUGCCAUGUAGUCGGUGCGCGGGGCGGCCUUGCGGCUGGUGACCUUGUAGACGCACGGUAUACGGGAGCGCAAGCAGUGUUUGCAGGCGGGCUUCUCGCCGGAGCAGCGAAUCUUUUUUCUUCUGCAGGCGAUGCACGCGAGGGGAAGGCGCUUGCGGUCUUUGCCGGCUUUUGUCUUUAGCUCGCUCCAUGCGGGGGCGCCGUCGCCUUUGUCGUCCUUUGCGCCAGCUCCUCUGCCGCCCAGAUCGGUGCCGUCUGCGCGGUCCUGAGAAGUAGAGGCAAAGUCGUCGAGGGCAUUGUCGGGAUGGAGGAUGGAGGAGGCGUCGGGGGAGAGGUCAUCGGGGAUGCCAAAGAUGUCGUCGACAUUGGCGGAGAGUUCAGCCGGGUCCAUGGCGAAGGACGAUGCGGAGUGGUGUGUGGUGGGCGCGGUGCUUGUAGUUAAACUAGGAGUUUGUGCAGAUGAUUGAAGAGAAGAAAGGUCGGCGCCAUGGAGAUCAUCAAAUGGAGCAAUGGAGGAAGGUUUUGUGGCGGCGGAGAGGAGGGUAGAUUGGUCUGAGGUGAAGACGUGCGGAUCGUGCAUAGGUAGCGAGUCGUAUUGAAAGGAAAAGUCGCCAAAUUGCGACGGAUCCAUGAUGGAGCCAAGCGAGGAGAAGGCGCAAGCGUCUACUCGUUGGGAAGAGAGAUGAGAAGAGGAGGGAGGAGUAGAAGACGACGCAGGUCGUGUGGUUGUGGUUGUGAAGUUGGGAGAAGUGGUUGUGGCGGUGGUGGGAGAAGAAGAGGAGGAAAAGAGAGAAGUAGAGGCGGAGGCGGAGAGGUUGAGCCAGUCACAGAGGUCUGGAACAGUAGUAGCAGCAAGCGCAGAAGCACCAGUCACAGUGAACGCAGUAUCAACUGGAGCGUUAGCGUUGGCGUUAGCGGCAGCAGCAGCUUUAGCGCUGGUCGUGGCUGAAGAAGAGGAGGAGGAGGAGACGGAAGAGGAAGAGCGGGAGAAGAAGGAAGAAGACGGGUUCCAGGCGCUAGAAGAAGACGAAGUAGUAGAGGAAGAAGAGGAGGAGAUGGAAUUGUCCCAAUCGACAGCCGAUGGAAAUGCAGCAGUGACGGCAGCAGCAGUAAGCCCUGAUGUUGUUCCUCCAACACUGGAAAUACCUUUCGUAAUGGUAGCAGUAGAAGCAAAAGUAGGAAAAGAAGAAGAAGCACUGGUGCAAGUAGUGGUGGUAGCAGCAGUAAAGGCGCUGUUGGCGACAACGGCGGCGGUGCUCGCAGCAGUGGACCUUGUCUGCUGGGCCUCCACUGGAAU